Manacus vitellinus (golden-collared manakin) is the source of this 441-nucleotide messenger RNA. RefSeq names its product E3 ubiquitin-protein ligase HUWE1-like. NCBI's taxonomy places the organism in Eukaryota, Metazoa, Chordata, Aves, Passeriformes, Pipridae. The annotation marks the transcript as partial. The transcript has 4 exons. The record is from RefSeq and is a predicted model, not a curated record.
AGCGGGACGGCGCCGACGGGAACAGCACCAUCAUUGUGAGCCGCUCAGGAGAGGAUGAGUCACAGGAGGAUGUUCUGAUGGACGAGGCCCCCUCCAACCUCAGCCAGGCCUCCACCCUCCAGGCCAACCGGGAAGACUCCAUGAACAUCCUGGACCCUGAGGACGAGGAGGAGCACACGCAGGAGGAGGACAGCAGUGGCAGCAACGAGGACGAGGAUGACAGCCAGGACGAGGAAGAGGAGGAAGAGGAAGAGGAUGAGGAUGAUCAGGACGAUGAGGAGGGCGAGGAGGGGGAGGAGGAGGAGGAUGACGACGAUGGCUCGGAGAUGGAGCUGGACGAGGACUAUCCCGACAUGAACGCGUCGCCCCUCGUGCGCUUCGAGCGCUUCGACCGCGACGACGACCUGAUCAUCGAGUUCGACAACAUGUUCUCCAGCCCCA